Molecule: messenger RNA, 2760 nt
Organism: Paramisgurnus dabryanus
Lineage: Eukaryota; Metazoa; Chordata; Actinopteri; Cypriniformes; Cobitidae
Gene: ecsit
Product: ECSIT signaling integrator
Biological process (GO): cell surface receptor protein serine/threonine kinase signaling pathway; innate immune response
Cellular component (GO): mitochondrion
Source: RefSeq, a predicted model, not a curated record
UUCUGAUUGUUUGUCUGUUGUUAAAGGAGCGGUGAAUCAAAUACUCAAUUUUAACUUGAUAAUUUGUUAUAUAAGAGGUCAUCAUACUUAAAUGAACAUCCUGCAAGUUUCAGAACUGAAAACGUCCGUGCUACUGAAAUAUAACCGUUUUUGGCACCAAGCCAGUAAAACAAGCCAGUGUGGAAUUCGGAAAUCUAUGACGUCAAAGUAGAAUUGAAGUACCGCCCCAUAGCCAAAUACAAGGACCACUUUUGAAGUCCCGCCCACAGCUUCGCGUGACACACGUGUGUCUCAACAAGUAAAUAUGUCUUUAAAGAUUGACAAAUGUAACCAAAAUGACUUUUAAAUACAUUUUUUCUGAUAGACUUUUAUUUUGACGCGGUGAUCUGUUAUGAAAGACUGGAAACGCAUUUUCGGUUGUGGAAGAACCGCGUGGGAACAACACAGAAGCUAAAUACUUUAAUUCAGAGGCUUGGAACAUAACAUUAAAUGCCUGGAAAAAGUUUGCUUUUUAAGAAGUUCCAGCUCGUGUGGGGAGUGUUUGUUAACUUUGUGUACACGGAUUUAUUUGGAAAGAAGUCGAUGCUGGAUUUGCAGAGAGACUGUGAUUAAAAGCACCACUUAUAUUGGAUCUGACAACAAUGACACAGCAUUAUACACAAGGGGAAUCAAAAUCCACGGACCAGGAAACCAUGCCGCCGGUCCUGUUUGAAGGAGACUUGACAGCAGAAUGGGAUUUAAGUGGGUUAAGUGAUCGGUUUGUGAUGCGGUAAUCAUGAACGUCUGUCGUCAUCUGUUACGGAUCCAGUGUGUUGGGUGCUUUUCACGUUUCUUGACACCUGCCCAGAGAGUGAAACUGCACCCCCACCAGCAGACCCCUGCACUACAACAAAACUAUGUCCAGGUGCUGAGGUCAUUUCAUUAUAGUGCAGUACGUCCCACGAGUCAAAAGGAGCUUAAAAAGGCAGCGGAAUGUGAGACACAGAAUAAAGACAGAACUUUGGUCACACAUGAAGAUGUUUUCGAACGCAUUGCUAAACACUCAAAAACCAAAGCCGGUUUCAACAAGGUUGUAGAUGUUUUUAACAAGAAUGACAUUCGACGGCGGGGCCAUGUGGAGUUUAUUUAUGCUGCCCUGAAGAAGAUGCCAGAAUUUGGAGUAGAAGGAGAUAUUACUGUUUACAACAAACUGCUAGAUGUGUUUCGCAAAGAAGUGUUUGUGCCACAGAACUUUAUACAAAGGAUGUUUAACCACUAUCCAAGGCAGCAAGAGUGUGGAGUGCAGCUGCUGGAGCAGAUGGAGAAUUAUGGUGUCAUGCCCAAUGUAGAGACCAAGAUUUUACUGGCUCAGAUAUUUGGGGAGAAGAGCCAUCCGAUGAGAAAGUACCAGCGUAUCAUGUAUUGGUUUCCCAAAUUCAAGCACGCCAACCCCUACCCUAUCCCACAUGUACUUCCUAGUGAUCCAGUAGACCUUGCUCGAUUUAGUCUUACUCGCAUCGCCAGCGACCCUGAUGCAAAAAUAACAAUCUAUCAGUAUCCAUCAACAGAUGUCAUGGAAACAGAAGAGGAUGUGUUAAGACCUUAUAUUAUAGGUAUACAAAGUCCAAAGCAGCGCUCUCUUCUGGCCAAACACAAUUCUUGCAGGCCUGUGUUUGUAGAAGGCCCAUUUCCACUGUGGCUCAGAAAGACUUGUGUUCAGUAUUUCCUGCUAAGGGCAGACCCUGUACCACCUGAGGAAAAGAUGGAAGAAGAAUUUGACCCUGAGUUGAUCGGACCUGAGCAGUCUCUCUUCUACCCUCAGCGAGUGGAACUUGACUUGGAAAGAGACAUGGGUGAUGAUGACAGUUUUGAUGUGGACGAUGUGGAAGAGGGGCCAGUUUACGCAAUGUGUAUGGCAGGUCAGGGUGACCAAGCCACUCUGGCUCAAUGGAUUUCUGGUCUCCAGGAGACCUGUCCCAUAUUAGGACAGAUCCCCACAGUGUUCCGUCUGAAUUCUGGAUCUAGAGAACUUCUAACCUCCUCAGAUGCUCAGCAGAGCCCAAAGGAGGGUCCUGAAACGGGAUCUGAAACAGACCAUAUUAUUGAAGAUGAAGUGUUACACUCACAGGGAGUGAAACAGUGAGAAUUUGGUGUUUUACUGUGCUAAUACCAGUGGUUCAAUAGGUCUUAUAUAUUGUGGUACACAUGUAAAUCUAACGAGGAACCUCAGUUUUAAGACAGUAGACAGAUUGUCAAGACUGAAAAGAUCACAGGGGAUAUAAAUCUUUUCCUCAUAUUACUGUGAAAUACAAUUUUCAUAACUUACACAAUUAGUGUUUUUCUUUUUGUUGGAGAGUGGACAUUUUGAUGACAUGCAGUGUGACUUUAUAUUAUGCAAGUCACUUUUAAGAGUCACAUUGAUGAUGUGUAUAAAGGUCGUAUGUACAACGAAAUAUACAUUUCCCCAAAAUUUUGGUUCAGCAGACUUUUUUUAGAUAUAAGACUUUUUUCCUGUUUAUUUCAAUCCUUGACUUCUCUUAGAAGUCGGUCUAUAUAUACACAUUAUAGAAAAAUGUAAUUAUGCGAAGGAAAAUUUUUUUUAUCUAUAAUUGAUAUUGAGAUAUAGUAAUAUCUUUCCUCUAAGUAACUUUUAGAGUAGCUAUUCUAUGCAAAAGUAGGCAAUCAAACAUUAAAAUGUAACAUUCAGAACAACUCUAACACACAUUUAACAUUCACAGACAAAAAAAAUAUACAGAUGCUACAAAAGUAUUAUGACAAAAC